AUCGCGUUCUAUUUCUCGCCCCUUUCACUUUCACUAUCUUCCCCCUUCCUCAAUCUCAUCCAUCCUCUCGCUCUUCCCAUCGGCCGCCUUGUAUAGCGCGCUACAAUGGCUUCAUACCCCUCCUAUCAGCGCCAAAAUGGCGGUGGGCAUGCCGAUGACUACUAUCAGAGGUACCACGACCGUGAGGCAAGCCCGUAUGCAGCAUCCAAUGCGUAUCCUCCGCAAUCCUCACUCCUCUCACCCGCCAACAAUGCCACCUCUACCCAGGCCAAUGGCGGGUUGCAGCGCGGCCCUACUGUCACUACGACGAACACGCAAGCGUCACACAACCGAAGAGACGACACACGUAGCGCAUAUACGGGCGCAGCCUCGACUACAAACACACGCCCCUCGGCCACAUCAAGGGGCAUCGGUUCAGCUCUACGCACCCCCCGCCGAACUCUCGGAUCAGGUAUCAUCCCAUCCUUCUCCUCCGGCCUCUUUCUUGCCGUCGUCGUAGUCGAGGCAGCGGCCAUCAUCGGCCUGGUCGUGAGCGUCUUUGGCAUCGUCGAGGUACGAACCAAGAUCCUCACCCAGGAUGCAAAGACGGUCCCCGUCUUUUUGGCAUUGUUUGUGUUCGGAGCCUUGUUCUUCGUGGUGAUUGCGCUUGACGCAUUCAGGCUGCACAACACCAUCCAAAUCGUCGGAUGCGUCAUCUACAAUAUCGCGCUGCUAAUUACGGCGAGCCUGGAAGUCUCCCAAGUCCGGGCCGCUUUUGCCAAUCAAGAUCGAUAUGGCACUGGCGUGCCAUGCCCCUUCAACGAGCGCCGCAGGUGUGGAGCGGUCGACACCCUCUACCCUGCCGUGCGACCGCAACUCAUCGCCACGCCCAUCAUCAUUGGAGUCGCCCAGAUCCCGCUCACGCUGUUGAGCUUCAGGCUCUGGCAGGAUUUUGGAUGGGAGGUGUACAAGAAGAUUGGAGCGGAUGUGAUCAAGAGAAGGAUGAUGCUCGUCUACCAGAUCUUUGUGUGCUUCCUCAAGUUCGACUUCUUCUUUGGAAGCGCUUUCUGCAUCGCCUUCCUCAUCCUCGUAUCCGAUCGCGGCGAUUAUGAGUUUGGUCUGACAAUAGCCGCCCUACCAAUCGCCCUCGUCAUCCUCUUCCUCAGCGCCUUCGCCGUCCGCAAGGAGAUCUACAGCUUGAUGACUCUCUGCAUCAUCGCUAUGGCGGCCGGCAUGGUUUAUUACAUUUGGAAGCUGACCCGAAUUUUCAGCUCAGAGACGGAGCAACAAUAUCGCACUGUGCGGCUCACGCUCACAUUCUUCAGCAUCUUCUCAAUCGUAUCGCUUGGAGCGACGAUCGCACUGGCCAUCUGGUGCACGAUCAACUUUGGUAAGGGGCUGAGGGAGGCGCACGAGAGCAUGGGAGGGAUCAUCCCUGCGCUUGAUGCCAAGAUUCGAGGCGGAGGCAACCGCAGCGAGGUAGCGAGUAAGCCGUUUGGUAUCGAGUACGACGAUGAUGCUGGAACAGGUGACCCGGCAGAGAGGCAGAGGCUGGGAGGAGAGAGCGCGUCAAGCUCCCCCGAGGCGUACUCUGCUGGUCAUUAUGGGGCGGGGAUGAAGCAGCAGCAGCAGCAGCGUCCAAUCGACGAGGAGGACGAAGAUCAAGAAUCUGCGUAUCCGAACUACAAUACCAAGGUGAUGCAGGCGAAUACUGGGCGAUACCACACCCCGCAGCACCAGAAGCAGCAGCAGCUCGGUGGCUUCACAUCGCCGCCUGUCGGUCCCCAGAGGAGGGUGUCGCUAGAUUAACCAGCCCGCUAGCCGGAGUCAGUCUGGUCCACAGGAGACGUUGCGCUUGUUACCACUGUCAUCUUGCUUUCUCACAAGACGAAAGACGAGAGGAAUGAAUACCUUUGAUACCAUUGCGCCAGCCCAACUGUGAUCGUGGAGACGAGCCUCUCGACCUUGUUGCGGCUCGUUGCUCAACCUAGUCGUAGCCAACCUCAACGUCUGCCAG
Molecule: messenger RNA, 1996 nt
Organism: Jaminaea rosea
Lineage: Eukaryota; Fungi; Basidiomycota; Exobasidiomycetes; Microstromatales
Exons: 2
Coding region: 106-1788 (560 amino acids)
Cellular component (GO): Golgi apparatus
Source: RefSeq, a predicted model, not a curated record